Messenger RNA from Gossypium raimondii (Peruvian cotton), 2433 nucleotides. RefSeq lists its product as uncharacterized. NCBI's taxonomy places the organism in Eukaryota, Viridiplantae, Streptophyta, Magnoliopsida, Malvales, Malvaceae. The transcript has 5 exons. The record is from RefSeq and is a predicted model, not a curated record. The coding region runs from base 1 to 2433 and encodes 810 amino acids.
AUGGGCCAAUGGGAUAAAGAUUAUCAAAUAUUUGCACUUUCUAAUGAGGAGUGGAGAAACGUUGCUAUUCUUUGCAAAUUUUUGAAAACUGCUAGAGCCAAUCGUAAGGAGACAAAGUUACAGAAAAAUCAGUCAGCGGUGGUUGGAACUCAAAGUAACCCACUGCCAGAAAUCGAAGUCGACGACGAAGUUGAGUCUAGGGUCAAUGAAAACCCUGCUCGAACACUUGAAAGCGAAAAAGUAGAAGUCGGCUCACCAAAAGAAGUGCUUAACGCUAGGGUUAACGAAAACCCGAAUCUAGCACACCAACCAAUGGCUCAAACGAUUCGGCAACUAGCCAAAGCUCCGAUAGAACAACCGCCAUUGUGCCUCGCAUAUCAUACUGUGGAUACUGAUUUUGAGUUGAAGUCAGGUUUAAUCCAGUUACUGCCAACUUUUCAUGGGUUGCAAAAUGAAAAUCCCCACAAGCAUCUGAAAGAGUUUCAUAUGGUUUGUCCUAGCAUGAAAACUCAGGGGGUAACUGAGGAUCAGAUUAAAUUGUGUGCUUUCCCUUUCUCCAUAGCAGAUUCCGCUAAGGAAUGGUUAUUUUAUUUAUCCCCUGGAUCUAUUACAACUUGGGCUAAUCUAUCUUGUUUGUUUCUAAACAGAUUUUUUCCAACGUCUCAAGCAGCUGAGCUAAGAAGAGAGAUCAUUGGAAUAAGGCAAAAAGAAGCUGAGUCCCUUUACGAUUAUUGGGAACAGUUUAAGAAGUUGUGUGCAAGCUGCCCACAACAUGGUAUGACGGAGAAAUCUCUCCUCCAAUACUUUUACGAAGGUUUGAAGCCCAUGGAGAUGAAUAUGGUAGAUGCCACUAGUGGAGGAGCAUUGGUCAACAUGACUCCCCAACAAACGAGAGACUUGAUCUCCAUGAUGGCUGCAAAUUCUCAACAGUUCCGAGCCAAUACUAAACCCCCUAGAAGGGUUCACCAGCUAAGUAAUUCAACCUUAGAGGAUAAAGUUGAUAGACUUACUAAUAUGAUGAAUUCUCUUCUUGCAGAAAAAGCGAAGACAGCCCGAUUAUGCGGAAUAUGUGCUACACCUGAUCAUGCAACUGAUGCAUGUCCCAGUUUGUAUGAUGAUACCAUGGCCCAUCUGGAUGCUGUGGGAAAUUUCCCUGGGCUGCCAGAAAGGCGAUAUGACCCCUACGCUAAUACCUACAACCCAAGGUGGAGGGACCAUCCUAACUUAAGUUAUGGGGCCAAUCCACGAAAUAACCAGCCAUACCAAAAUCGAAAACUCUUAAUUUCCAAAAAGAGACGAAGGAUUCCCGCGUCCACCAGAGAGUUGACCACAUCGAUCGAGAAAUUGACCUCUCAAGGGAAGCUGUCGUCACAAACAGAACCAAACCCUAGACAAAAUGUAAAUGCAGUAACGUUGCGGAGCGGAAAGGUACUGGAACCAAUUCCUGACAGAAAUCUUGGCCAAGAAAUCGCCCAAGAAAAACUCGAAAAAGACGAAAAGGUCCGACCGAAGCCUCCAUUGUCAAAAAUUCAACCUCCAUUUCCAGAACGAUUCAACCAGUGUCGAAGAGAUAAAAAGGACAAGGAAAUCCUCGAAACAUUUAGGAAUGUCGAGAUCAACAUUCCGCUGUUGGACGCCAUCAAACAAAUACCGCAGUAUGCUAAAUUUCUUAAAGAGCUUUGCACCAACAAGCGAAAAUUAAUAGGAAAUGAAAGGGUGAAUGUUGGUGAGAAUGUAUCUGCAGUGUUACAGCAGAAAAUGUCGACAAAAUGCAAGGAUAGGGGCAUGUUUGCAAUACCAUGCAAAAUAGGCCAUCUGGGAAUUAAGAAGGCUAUGUGUGAUCUAGGGGCUUCUAUAAAUGUAAUGCCGUAUUCUAUUUAUGAAUCACUUAGCACGGGUUUUUUAACAAAAACAGGUGUUAUCAUUCAAUUGGUGAACAAGUCCAUUAUGCAUCCAGAAGGAGUCCUCGAGGAUGUUCUGGUAAAAGUUAACGAGCUUAUUUUCCCUGUAGAUUUUUAUGUGAUCAAAAUGGAGGAGGAUAACACUCCUGGAUCUUCAAAUCUCCUGCUGGGUCGACCAUUCCUCAGUACAGCUAAUACUAAAAUUGUCGUUCGAAGUGGAACUCUCAUGAUGGAGUUUAAUGGGGAGAUUGUAAAGUUUAAUGUCUACGACGCCAUUAGCCAUCCCAGCGAAAUCUUGAGCGAACCAAAGUUAGAAAAAAUUCGCAAUGAUGCCUACGAGAAUGCUCGCAUUUAUAAAGAUAAGACAAAGUUGUUUCACGAUAAGAGAAUAACUCAGAAGCAUUUUUCGAUAAAACAGAGCGAAAAUGCGAAGAAAACUGUUGAGCAACGCUUACAGCGUAUUGAGGCCCGACUUGAAACCUUUGGCCAGCAACUGAUCGAGCUCAUUGCCAUCAUAUGCGAUCGACAGUAA